AUGUCUCAACCAUGCUCGAUAGAGAAAUGCACUCUGAAAUCACGUGCACUUUGUGAUUGUUGCCAGCAGAGUCUUUGUCUAAAACAUUUAAAUGAAAAUAAUGACGUACUCGUAUCCAAGUUAAAUUCGUUGUGUGCUGAAAUAAAUGUGCUUGAAGAUCGUUUCAAUACGCUAAGCAUUGAGACUAUAAUUGGCGCAUCUCGUGAAAAACUUGAGCGAUGGCAUAAACAUUGUCGUGAGAAAAUUGAUUUGUUCUUUGAAAAACAAUUGCAAGAGUUCGAUGAAAUUAUUCGUCCAGAGGGUAGCUACCUUUCAUUAGCUGCUAAUGAUCAAUACCUCUUGAUAAAGCACGAUCCAGAUUUAACUUUUCAUGAUCGAGAAAUGAGUCUAGUGAAAAAAACCCAAUGGACUCACGGCAAAAUACGUGAAAUGUGUUGGUCGUCAACAUUAAACAAAUUUAUUAUACUUGGUGUCGACAGCAUCUUUCUUUUGGACAAAGAUAAAAUGCCCAUAGAUAAUGUUUAUACAAUUGAAGGACGCACGUGGCUAUCAUGCACCUGUUCUAACGCAAUUCUCUAUGCACCCACCGACGAAUGA
Rotaria socialis is the source of this 597-nucleotide messenger RNA. NCBI's taxonomy places the organism in Eukaryota, Metazoa, Rotifera, Eurotatoria, Philodinida, Philodinidae. The record is from the annotation of a GenBank genome assembly.